This is a messenger RNA of Jaculus jaculus (lesser Egyptian jerboa), 1221 nucleotides long. It is a transcript of the gene Ssbp1, whose product is annotated as single stranded DNA binding protein 1. NCBI's taxonomy places the organism in Eukaryota, Metazoa, Chordata, Mammalia, Rodentia, Dipodidae. Gene Ontology annotation, molecular function: single-stranded DNA binding. Gene Ontology annotation, cellular component: mitochondrial nucleoid. The transcript has 8 exons. Gene Ontology annotation, biological process: positive regulation of helicase activity; mitochondrial DNA replication. The record is from RefSeq and is a predicted model, not a curated record. Bases 172 to 618 code for a protein of 148 amino acids.
CCCCCUUCCCUGCGCACUGGAAGUGAUUGCCCGGUCCCCAGCCGUCGCGUGUAGUACGUCAGGCGAGCGAGCGAAGGUGGCAGAGCGGUGUGUUAGGCGUGCACUCCGGCGUGCUCAGGACGGGAAGCGAAAAGCCUAAAGAUUAGAUUGUAAGAAAUCAAAGUUGAAGCCAUGUUUCGGAGACCUGUAUUACAGGUAAUUCGUCAGUUUGUAAGACAUGAGUCUGAAGUAGCUACUAGUUUGGUUCUCGAAAGAUCUCUGAAUCGUGUGCAGUUACUUGGGCGAGUGGGUCAGGACCCUGUCAUGAGACAGGUGGAUGGAAAAAAUCCAGUCACAAUAUUUUCCUUAGCAACAAAUGAGAUGUGGCGAUCAGGGGACAGUGAAGCUUACCAAAUAGGCGACGUCAGUCAGAAGACAACAUGGCACAGAAUAUCCGUGUUUCGGCCAGGCCUCAGGGAUGUGGCUUACCAGUAUGUGAAAAAGGGGUCCCGAAUUUAUGUGGAAGGGAAAGUAGACUAUGGUGAAUACAUGGAUAAAAAUAAUGUGCGAAGACAAGCAACAACGAUCAUAGCUGACAACAUUAUAUUUCUGAGUGACCAGACAAAAGAAAAGGAGUAGAAUGGAUGAUUCUUCUUUGGCCUUUGUUUGGAUUUGAAUUGCGUUCUGUGAAGACUGGUGAGAACAACAGCAGGAAAAUCCUAGAAAAUGAGCAGUAAUUGCUAAGGUUAGUGAGUUUUAGGGUAAUCUCUGAAAAGGCAACAACAUCCAUAGCAAUGGCUCACAUUAUGUCCUUCCCCCGGGUCAAGCCCUAAGCUAAGAAAUUUUUACCAUUGUCUCAUACUAAGAAGAAAGCGCUCGUGUCCACAUUUUACAGGUGAAAUUCGAAAGCUGAGAGAUGCUAGGUAACUUCUCAAGGUCAUGGUUUGUACGCUGCAUGCCUUGGAAGUGAGGUACGUGAACUGUGCAUUUAGUUUUUUGCCCACUGCCUGCACACAUUUUGUACUGGACUUGAAGAGUGCCCACACAAUGUGAUUCAUAAUAUACUAGGAGUAAAUAUUGGGUGGAGAUUUAUGAAUAGGGAAAAUACCGCAACCUCUUAUUCUUUCUGGUUGGUGAUCUUGCAAGAAAAUGAUCUACUACUCUUGCUUUCACUUUAUUUUUUUUUAAAUUUUUAUUAGCAUUUUCCAUGAUUCACUUUAAUUUUUUAAAAAACUUUAUUUA